Messenger RNA from Clupea harengus (Atlantic herring), 2471 nucleotides. RefSeq names its product tyrosyl-DNA phosphodiesterase 1 (gene tdp1). Gene Ontology annotation, biological process: DNA repair. Gene Ontology annotation, molecular function: 3'-tyrosyl-DNA phosphodiesterase activity; single-stranded DNA binding; double-stranded DNA binding. The record is from RefSeq and is a predicted model, not a curated record. Gene Ontology annotation, cellular component: nucleus. Lineage: Eukaryota; Metazoa; Chordata; Actinopteri; Clupeiformes; Clupeidae.
AUACACAACAAAGUAGCCUUUGAACACAUGUGAUGGGACAAUCGAGCACCGUGGUCAACUGAAAAACGUCGAGCUUAAAUCUCAGCUGCUUUGUUUUCUUGUCCUUCUUUCCUGCCUGAACAAUGAUGAACUCACAUUACUGCCACUAACUCAUAAGCAUUGUGUUCCAUGUAAACGUGUACAAUUGAACUUGCUGGUAGUAAAUCAGUAUUACCGCCGCUAAAAAUGUCUCAGGAGAGUGCACAUGGCAAAUGGACACUUUCCAGUAGUGAUGAUGAUGAUGAUCUGCCGCCAUCCCAAACAAACAACAUCAAAACAGAACGAGUAGAACCCCCUAAACAAGACACAAGGAAGACGGAACCAGUAACAAGGAAGGUUGAUUCUUUCUUCCACUCGAACACAGACACCACCGAUGGCAAAUCUGAGCCAUCCUUAGUGGUGAGGAAGGAGAAGGAGAAGCCCUCAGUCCCAGUAAUGGGCUCGGAGGCCAGGCAGACAGCUCAUGCCAACCAGCAGCAGCCAAUGCCGUUUCCGAGCCUGAAGAGAGGGAGUGAUACGGAGAACGCAGGGGCAGGCUGGGCCCUGUCGAGCAGCGAUGACGACGACGACAACAAAGACAAGGGCAUCCAAGCUGGACAGCAGGCCCAACCCAAAAAAGCAGCCCCAGUCCAGUCCAGUCCCAAAAGGGUGAAGAAAGAGGAUACUCGGCCACCCAGCCCCCACGGUCGGACCUAUUACAUCGACGAGCCUCCAGACUACUUCGAAACCAGCAUCAACGAGGAGACUGAGACGUACCGUUUCUAUCUAAACAAAGUGGUGGGGCUGGACAAGAAGUACAACACUGGAGCCGUGCACAUCAGAGAAAUUCUCUCCCCCAUGUUUGGAACUCUGAAGGAGUCCGUGCAGUUCAACUACUGCUUUGAUAUCCCUUGGAUGGUGAAACAGUACCCUCCAGAGUUCAGUGAUAAACCUGUCUUGAUUGUUCAUGGCGAGAAGCGCGAGUCCAAGGCCCGAUUAAUCCAGCAGGCACAGCCAUAUGCCCACAUCCGCUUCUGCCAGGCUAAACUGGAUAUUGCCUUUGGCACACAUCACACGAAGAUGAUGUUGCUCUGGUAUGUGGAGGGGUUCCGGGUCGUCAUCCUCACGUCUAACAUGAUCCGCGCCGACUGGUACCAGAAGACACAGGGGAUGUGGAUGAGCCCACUGUACCCACUCUUGCCUGAGGGAAGCCCUGAGACUGCCGGGGAGUCUCCAACCUUCUUCAAGAGGGACCUUGUUGAGUACCUGCAGGCCUACCGGGCCCCCGAGCUCAGCGAGUGGAUCCAGCGCAUCAAAGAGCAUGACCUCUCAGAGACCAGCGUUUACCUGAUUGGCUCAACACCUGGGCGUUAUGUGGGAUCUGAUAUGGAGAAGUGGGGCCAUCUCCGACUGAGGAAGCUGUUAAAUGAGCACACCAGGCCUGUGCCGAAUGAGGAGGCCUGGCCUGUGAUUGGUCAGUUCUCCAGCAUCGGCUCCAUGGGAUUGGACAAGACCAAGUGGCUGGCCGCAGAGUUCCAGCGCACGCUAACCACACUGGGCAGAGGAGGGAAAUCAGUCAGGCCAGAACCGCCCAUGCUACUGGUGUACCCCUCGGUGGACGACGUGAGGAGGAGUCUGGAGGGCUACCCAGCCGGAGGCUCCCUGCCCUACAGCAUCCAGACAGCCCAGCGCCAGCUCUGGCUUCACAACUACUUCCAUCGGUGGAGUGCAGAGACAACAGGAAGAAGCCAUGCGAUGCCCCACAUCAAAACCUACAUGAGGGCUUCUCCAGACUUUACAGAGCUUGCCUGGUUCGUAGUCACUAGUGCCAACCUGUCCAAAGCCGCCUGGGGAGGACUUGAGAAGAACAACACGCAAGUGAUGGUCCGCUCAUAUGAGUUAGGAAUUCUCUUCGUGCCGUCCGCCUUUAACAUGAGCACGUUCCGUGUGCAGAAGAACGUGUUCUCUGUUAAUGGAGGUUCCUCUGGGUUCCCCGUGCCUUUUGACCUGCCACCUCAGCGCUACUCCAGCAAAGAUCAGCCUUGGGUCUGGAACAUUCCGUACACCCACGCCCCGGACACUCACGGCAACAUAUGGGUCCCAUCCUGAGGUAGUCCAGCUGUGGCAUCCCCCGCAUGGCUCAAGGACAAUAUUGAGUGGUCAGAGAGAGGGACAUAUGUCUGAGACACUGCCAUCGGCUCUUCCUGUCUGUCUGUCUGUCGGGCAGGCAUCAUAUCACCACUGCUGACGCUGUCUAGUAAAGUAGAGGAAUCUGUCAGUCAAAUGGAGUUAAAAAUGUUUUUGUUUACCUCCUGUAGUGUUGAUAAUAAUGUAGUGAUGCCGUAAACACAAGACUCGUUAGGUAUAAGUAAGUAUAGUAAGUAUAUCUUGUGUGUCACAAAGGUAUGUUUUCUUUUUGUAUGUUGCAACUAAUAAAAUGUGUUUGUAACAUG